GACAAUUCAAUUGACUCAAUGUAAACAAUAAGUAGGUAAUUAAUUUCAAAUCGUAACUAUAUGAAUUAUAUGAACUUACAGAAUUAUUUAAUACAUAAAAGCACAGAGCAAGUAAUCAUAAAAGUAGUGCCACUAUAUAAAUGACUACAGAAACUUUACAAGAUUAUUCAAACGAUGUACAGAGAUUAAAAAAAGAGUGCAUUGAUGCGGGCAUUAGCGAGGAUGAGUUCCGACGGAUGUAUUUAGAAUCCCUUCGAAAUCUAGAAAACUCAAAUCAACCCAAGCGUAAACUAUGGCUAAAGAUAUUCAUCGUAAUAUUUGCUCUUUCAUGUAUAAUAGCACUUACUACACACUAUAGAGAAAUUUAUAGUUUUAUCAUUUGCAAUCUACAAGAAUAUAUUUAUCCAGGACUGCGGUUCUGGAGACAAAUUUCUAUUCCAUUUCUAUCCCUAUUCCCGGCAUUAACAGGUCUGCAUCAAGAAACAUGUUUGAUCCAAAACCCUUACUUUACGGUAGUGGAUAUGGAUUGUUGGCCUUGUAGUAAUGUUCAAAAUGUCAGAGAAAUACAAAAUCCCAAUCCUUCACAUAGGCAGCACAUUUCACCCUUGAUUUAUUUAACUAAACAACCAGAAUUGCCAUGGACACAAUUAUGUGAAUUAUAUAUUAGAAAUAGUAAGAUAUUUGAUGCAGAAAGUCCUAAAGUAUUAGUAAAUAAUAAAUAUUAUUUAACACCUGCAGAUGUGUUUGGUAAAAAUCAUAAUAGAAAUACAGAUAAUAAUCUGUAUAUUUGGAAAAUAAACACAUUGAAUGCAGCAAGAACAUUACGACAGUACAUUCCAAGGCCCAAAAUUGUGCCAAAAUUUGGUCAAAGCUCAGAAAGAUAUAUAAUUGUAGAUACAAAAGGAAAUCAAUUUCAAGUGCCAGAUACAGAAUGUAAUUUCUCAUUUUUAUUAGUAUUAAGUGGAAAGAGAACUGUUACAUUGGCACCUGCUGAUGAAUGUAAGCAUCAAUGUAGAUCUCUAGAGAUAAAGUUACCGGAAUCAUACUUGUUGUGGUACAACUGGUGGUAUUGGAGACCUACUGUCCAGCAAACUUUACAUAACGAAACAUUCAUUGCUCAUGUUGGAUCUUAUUGUUGAAUAAUAGUAAAAAUUUAUCCUAA
Colias croceus (clouded yellow) is the source of this 1162-nucleotide messenger RNA. RefSeq lists its product as uncharacterized. Lineage: Eukaryota; Metazoa; Arthropoda; Insecta; Lepidoptera; Pieridae. The record is from RefSeq and is a predicted model, not a curated record. The transcript is spliced from 4 exons. The coding region runs from base 141 to 1139 and encodes 332 amino acids.